This is a messenger RNA of Ostertagia ostertagi, 691 nucleotides long. Lineage: Eukaryota; Metazoa; Nematoda; Chromadorea; Rhabditida; Trichostrongylidae. The record is from the annotation of a GenBank genome assembly.
AUGAGCUCCAUCAAGCGUCAACAGGACGUAGUCACGAGAGAUCCCUUGAGCUCACGUGGGACAAAGGAUAAGGAAGUACAUCAUGAAAGGAGAAGUGAAGCUGUUGCCAACAUCAACGAGAAAAUUGCUCCUGCUCUCAUUGCUAAGAACUUCUGCGUCACACAGCAACGAGAUAUCGACCAGUUCAUGCUAGCUCUUGAUGGAACAGAGAACAAGUCUAAUCUUGGGGCUAAUGCCAUCCUUGGUGUUUCUCUUGCUGUUGCCAAGGCUGGAGCUGUUCAUAAGGGCAUGCCACUUUACAAGUACCUCGCCGAACUAGCCGGCGUCAGCAAGGUUAUUCUGCCUGUUCCUGCUUUCAACGUUAUUAAUGGAGGUUCCCAUGCUGGAAACAAGCUUGCUAUGCAGGAGUUCAUGAUCUUGCCAGUUGGUGCCUCAAGUUUCCACGAAGCCAUGAGGAUGGGAUCAGAAGUGUAUCAUCACCUCAAGGCUGAGAUCAAGAAGAGAUACGGUCUUGAUGCCACUGCCGUGGGAGACGAGGGUGGCUUCGCCCCUAACAUUCAAGACAAUAAGGAGGGUCUCGAUCUCCUUAAGACUGCCAUUGACCUAGCCGGAUACACAGGAAAGAUUUCGAUAGGUAUGGAUGUCGCCGCCUCCGAAUUCUUCAAGGAAGGAAAGUACGACUUGGACUUCA